This is a messenger RNA of Galendromus occidentalis (western predatory mite), 1617 nucleotides long. RefSeq names its product ATPase family protein 2 homolog. NCBI's taxonomy places the organism in Eukaryota, Metazoa, Arthropoda, Arachnida, Mesostigmata, Phytoseiidae. The record is from RefSeq and is a predicted model, not a curated record. Gene Ontology annotation, molecular function: ATP hydrolysis activity; ATP binding. The transcript is spliced from 10 exons. Gene Ontology annotation, cellular component: cytoplasm. The coding region runs from base 71 to 1606 and encodes 511 amino acids.
GUUGAGCCAGCGCACUGAAAUAACUAUCGCGAAAGCUCAGGAGCCGAAUGAGGAGCAUCCUGAAAACCAAAUGAGCUAUGAUGAUAUCGGCGGCCUCCGGCUUCAGAAGCAAACACUUCAAGGGCUGACCCGGAUACCUGAAGAAAAAGUCCGGAAACUGCUCUACCUCGGCAAGUUCCCUCCGCGACGGCUUCUGCUGGUAGGUCCGCCGGGUACCGGAAAAUCCCUCCUGGUCAGGGCAGCCGCCGCCGAUCUGAGCUUGGAGAUCGUGGAAGUAACCACAGAGAACGCUGUCAAGGUAUUGGGCGGCGACGCCCACGAAACCUCUCGCCUCGCGAAGAAGGCUUCGACGAGUCUAGUUCUCGUUGAUAACCUCGAUGCCUUCAGCAGCAGGAAGGAUAAGGAAUCGCAAGGGAGACUCGUAGCAUUCCUCAAACGGCUCCCUGAGCAGACGCUGGUGAUAGCGACCACCAACAAGCCGUCCAAUGUGGAUGAAAUUCUUCAAGCAUUGUUCGAUCGAGAAAUUGAGAUAACAAUCCCCUCCUCCGACGAGCGGCUUGAAAUCCUCAAGUUGAGUCUACGUGAUAUGCCGCACGAUGUUACGGACCUUGAGCUCACCGAGGUAACUCUGUCACUGCAUGGCUAUACGGGUGCGAAUAUCGAGACAUUGGUGAGGGAGGCACUGGCUACGUCGAUGAGAGACCCAGGAGAGAUCUGCAUCAGAGCUGGACAUCUGAAGCAAGCUGUCAAGGUUGUGCGGCCCCUCGAGAUGCGCGACGUCGUUCUGGAAAUUCCGAAGGUGAAUUGGAAGGAUAUCGGUGGAAUGGAAGACGUGAAAAAACGUUUCCGGCAGUGCGUCGAGUGGCCAAUCCUACACAAGGAAGCCUUCCAGAGGUUCAAGAUCAAACCUCCGAGUGGAUUGCUCAUGUACGGUCCUCCAGGAUGCUCGAAGACUAUGAUCGCUAGAGCCUUGGCCACGGAGAGCUCAUUGAAUUUCUUGGCUGUCAACGGCUCCGAACUCUUCUCGAAGUGGGUGGGCGAUAGCGAGAAAGCUGUGAGAGAUCUGUUCCGGAGAGCUCGGAAUGUGGCCCCCGCCGUGGUGUUCUUCGAUGAGAUAGAUGCCAUCGCAACCAAACGGAAUACGUCGUCCGGCGGCAGUGGCGUCGGAGACCGAGUUCUGGCCCAGUUGCUCACUGAAAUCGAUGGUAUCGAAGGCCUCGAGAAUGUCAUCUUGAUCGCCGCAACUAAUAGACCGGAUAUGAUUGAUGAGGCUCUUCUACGACCUGGCCGUCUGGACUGUGUGGUCUACGUUCCGCUACCGGACACCGAUACCCGACGAGAAAUCCUCCGUAUCGAACUGAGUGAGCGUCAGGCUGCUGAAGACGUUUUGAUCGAUGAUCUCGUUGUGAAAACCGAAGGAUACUCCGGUGCAGAGAUCGUUGCCGUGGUCCAGGAGGCGGUCAUGAAGGCACUGGAAGAGUCGUUCGAGAUCUCGGCCAUCGGAAAGCGUCACUUCCUCCAGGCGCUCGAUGCAGUGCGGCCGCGCAUCAGCGCGGAAUCGAUAGCGUUUUAUGAGCAGUUCCAUAAGGCAUUCAAUAAACGUUGACUCCGUGCAGU